UCCUCCCUCCCUUCCCCUCCCCUACCUCUCCUCUCGCUUCCCUCUCGCCCCUCCUCUCGCCAGUCCCUAUUUCUCCUGGCUUCCCAGGGCCGCCUCGCCAAUCUCAUUCUCUCUUUCUCUCUCUUUCCUCCGCAUUUUCUCUGCUCUCCCGCAUCAGAUCCGCACCCGGCUUGGUGGGCUGCUGGCUCGCCCCCUCCCUCCCCUGCAGAGGAGGAGGAAGAGGAGGGAGAAGGAGGAGGAGGAGGAGGGUGUUCUGCUGCUGCUGCUUGUGGGGGCGAAGCGUCGGGGGCGGAGGGUUCUUCUCCCGGGCUGAGCCAUGCCGGGGGGCGGCCCAGGCUGCAGGGAGCCGGGAUGGGGCGAGACGAUGCCGCUGCUGUGGCUGCUCCGGAUCCCAGCAUCGCCUCACCGGGGGCCCAGGAGGCAGAGGAGCCGGCGACGCCGACGACGCUGCUGCUGCUGAAAGGCGACGAGCCAUGGAUGGAACAGAGAUGCUAUCAAGGCAAGAUUUUGGGGCAGAAGUCCAGGGUCCCAUUCAGCAGAAUGAGCAGGAGGGCCCCCAAACACAGCAGGGCUGCCAUACAUCAAAAUGUGGUAAGUGAAUUUGGAUGAAGAUGAGACGCCACAAGCUCUUUUUGACUCUGUGCAUGGCUGGUCUUUGCCUCAUCUCUUUCCUUCACUUCUUGAAGGCCCUCUCCUAUGUUACGUUUCCAAGAGAACUGGCAUCGCUUAGCCCCAACCUGGUCUCUAACUUUUUUUGGAACAAUGCACCUGUCACCCCCCAGGUCAGUCCUGAACCUGGGGGUCCAGAGUUCUUUCGAACGCCAUUGUACUCCCACUCUCCCCUACUCCAACCUCUGUCUCCAAGCAGGGCCAGUGAGGAGCUGUACAAAGUGGAGUUUGUGCUGCCUGAGGACAUAGCAGAAUACUUUGUGCACACUAAAGCUGGUGGUGUUUGCUUCAAGCCUGGCACCAAGGUGUUGGAGAAGCCACCAGCAGGGAGGCCAGAUGAGAAAAUAGAAGGUGCUGCUUCAGGGCGCAUAAGCCGGAAACCUCUGGGCACCAAUGGGACAAAGCGGCGUAAGUGGGUGGAGUGUGUGUGCCUGCCUGGUUGGCAUGGGCCUAGCUGUGGGGUGCCCACUGUGGUGCAGUACUCAAACCUCCCCACUAAGGAUCGUCUGACCCCACGGGAGGUACCCCGGAGAGUAAUUAAUGCCAUCAAUGUGAAUCAUGAAUUUGAUCUCCUCGAUGUGCGUUUCCAUGAGCUGGGUGACGUGGUGGAUGUUUUUGUGGUCUGCGAGUCCAAUUUCACUGCUUACGGUGAGCCACGUCCUCUCAAGUUCCGUGAAAUGUUGCUCAACGGCUCUUAUGACUACAUCCGCCACAAAGUGCUCUACGUAUUCCUGGACCACUUCCCUCCCGGUGGGCGCCAGGAUGGAUGGAUUGCUGAUGACUAUCUGCGCACUUUCCUCACUCGGGAUGGCAUCUCCCGGCUCCGCAAUUUGCGUCCUGAUGAUGUUUUCAUCAUUGAUGAUGCAGAUGAGAUCCCAGCCCGCGAUGGUGUGCUCUUUCUCAAACUCUAUGACGGUUGGACAGAACCCUUUGCAUUCCACAUGCGCAAGUCUCUUUAUGGGUUCUUUUGGAAGCAGCCAGGCACUUUGGAGGUGGUUUCUGGUUGCACAGUGGGCAUGCUCCAAACAGUUUAUGCCACAGAUGGGAUUCGCCUGCGCCGGAGAGAAUACUAUACCAUGCCGGGCUUUCGGCAGUAUGAAAACAACACAGGUCACAUCCUGGUACAGUGGUCACUAGGCAGUCCACUCCACUUUGCUGGCUGGCACUGUUCUUGGUGUUUUACACCUGAGGGAAUCUACUUCAAACUGGUAUCAGCCCAGAACGGUGAUUUCCCUCGCUGGGGUGACUAUGAGGAUAAGCGUGACCUUAAUUACAUCCGGGAUCUAAUCCGGACUGGGGGAUGGUUUGAUGGUACCACCCAAGAGUACCCUCCUGCGGACCCCAAAGAACAAAUGUAUGCCCCCAAAUAUCUGUUGAAGAACUACCAGCGGUUUUCUUACUUACUAGAAAACCCCUACCAGAAGGCAGAGGGGGCUGGGUGAAGGGAGUGGGGCUUGCAUGAGCAAAUGGGAUCUUAUGGAAAAACGGGACAGUGAGGUGUUUCUUUUGUUUUUCCUUCCUUCCCUGACCCAUUCCUGCUGGGAAGCGUGUGUUCUCUCCAGGCUCUAUCUGACCCAUUCCUGAAAAGAGACUUGGAUGUGGGUAUGUGAGGGGAAUUCAUAGUCAUGUGAAUGAGGACCAGAGGAAGUGGGAACUGGCCCCAAGAAGUAGCAGGAGAUUGGUCUCCUUCACCUCUCAUGUAGGAUGGAAGAAAAGUUCUGAUGCAGAAAUCACCUCUCUGUAUGACAGGUGAACACAUAGGAGCAUGCAGCUGGAUGAGUGAGAGUGUGAAUGUGUGAGCCUAUAAAGCUGUGGCAGCUGAGAUAAGGAUGGUACUGAAUCUCCCUUUUAAAAGCCAGUUUGAUUCUGAGUCAUUUGAAAUCAGUGACUCUUCCAUAGAUACUGUUCUCCUUUAACAUAUGGCCAUCCAUUUGGCUCAUAGAAACUGCAGAAAGUAUACAAAUCUUCUUGCUUUGGUAGUUUCACAGUUUGGCCAAAGAACACACUGACCCUGUUACAGCGUUCUUAUUUAUAGCUGCAACAGAUGAUUGGCAACUUAGUAAAACCAGGGUGUGUGGGUAUGUAAGUGUAAGAGAAUUUUUGUAGUUGACAACAGGAGUUGUGCUCAUCUUGGAUAUGUAUAUUUUUGCCAUGUGUGUUUUGUAACCCACUGGUGUAAGAAUGAGCGCGCACAAAAAAAAUAGGAGCAUGGUAGCACCAAAGAACUCUGCUUUCCUUCUCAUAUUUAUGGACAUUCAGGGAAAUUCUGCAAACUGGCAGGGUAUGAAUAUUGAAAAGCGAUUUUGCUCAGUAAAUGGAUGUUUGUGGUAGCCAACCUCUGGUGUGGAAGUAAGGGGGCUGCAAUUCACAAGGGAUAGAUCCAUUUGAGAUAUAUUUCCCUUUUCCACCACAACAAAAUGUCAUGUUUACAUUUUUGUCUGAAAUGGGGUGCAUGUAAAUGCUUCAAAUUGCUUCUAAGGAAAGGAGACAUUGAGAUACUGGUGCUCUCAUGUCCAUCCUACUACUUCUGGAACAGGAGAGGUGUAAAGGUACUUGGCUCUAUGAUGCCGCCAUUUUGAGGAGAAUGCUAUAUUGUUAGUCUAGCUUUUGCAUACCCAAUAAGAGGAAGGAGGUUGUAUGUUUGAUGGGACUGAUAUGAAACCCAUGGUUACAUCCUGAUGCCAAGUGCUUAACAUUCAGCAGUUGUUUGCACCCUUUCUCCUUCUGUAAAAUUCCUCCAAAGUGACUUCAAAUCACUUUAUGCAGUUUGUGUCUUUUCAGUCUUUUCAGGGUAAAAGGUAUUGUAAACCCCACAAACCCCAUGAAAAGUUUGCUGCUAAAGGAAUAUAUGAAACAAUGAGCCGCUGCAAAAAUUGCAAGAAAUGGUGAUAGCUCCAUCCUUCAAAAAAGUGUUGUUGUUUUUACCAGUGGAAGAGUGUGUUUACUUUGAGAUCCUCCUAUUUUGCCAUCCCUCGGCUUUCACCUUCUUUCCUCCCUUUAUACAUGGUCCUUGAUCCCUCUAAAAGACACAGGAAACUGCAUUUCUCAACCCCAAAAUUAGGUCUUUUGUCCAUAAUAAAGAUUGAUUACAUUUCCAUAGGCGUGAAACCAAUGUCAGGUUGGAACCAAGGGUUUUCCAGUAGUAUAAAAUUCAGCCUCUGUUUGCCCCCAAAAACAAUGACUGGUGACCAACGUUAUACACUUAUUCUUGAACAAUGAUUUACAUUGGAUACUCAUUUUCUCGUAUACAUGUCUUUUUGGGAAUCUUUUAAUGCUCUGGUCUAUUGUAGAUUCAUCUUAAACUUUCAAGUUGAGCAGUAGAAGUGAUCUCUGCUCCCAAAGGAUGCUGGAGAUGAUUGUGAAUUCAGAUGUGUUUGGAUAGAAAGAUGGCCCAGCCUGCAAAUUGGCAUGAAUGUUCCACCCUAUUGCCUUGUAUUACAGCUAUCGUUGUCCCCAGCUGUGCUCCACCAUACCUGAUGUUUGGAUUUCAUGAAGUUUGACCAUACCAAUUGCAACAAAGAUAGUACUCAUACCAUCUUCCAGACAUUACUGGUCUACAGCUCCCAGCAUUUUCCAGCAUUGGCUGUGUUGGUUAGAGAUGCU
Anolis sagrei ordinatus is the source of this 4272-nucleotide messenger RNA. RefSeq names its product beta-1,4-mannosyl-glycoprotein 4-beta-N-acetylglucosaminyltransferase (gene MGAT3). Lineage: Eukaryota; Metazoa; Chordata; Lepidosauria; Squamata; Anolidae. Gene Ontology annotation, cellular component: membrane. Gene Ontology annotation, biological process: protein N-linked glycosylation; N-acetylglucosamine metabolic process. The record is from RefSeq and is a predicted model, not a curated record. Gene Ontology annotation, molecular function: beta-1,4-mannosylglycoprotein 4-beta-N-acetylglucosaminyltransferase activity.